AUGCCAGGUUGUACUUUUGUUGAAGAAUUGGCCGACAGAGAUGAUGAUUCUGAACAAAAAACAAAAGAAGCCGCAUCACAGACAGAACAACAAACAAUCCUACUUACAUGUAAAGAUGAAUCAUUUCAAACAGAGCAUCCGACAAUGAAAGAUGCUUGUGUUCAAACUGAACCUAUGGAACGAUAUAUUCAGCUAGUAUACGAGAAUCUAUUUCUGAAAUCUCAAUUAAAAAAUUUAAAAGAAGAAAAAGUAAAUCAAGCAAAAAAGAAGAAGCAGUGUAGGGAAGCAGCGUCAAUGCCAAGAAAAUUACUCGAAGAUUUAGCAAAUAAGCAAAAAAUUAGAAGAGCUGAUGAAAUUGCAAAAUUUAUCAAAAACAGGAGUCCAAGUGCUGAGCGUGAUUCGGGUCAUCAAUUGAUUAGAACCUUGAGUAAAAAGAUUGUAGGAGAAUCACCGCUAAAGGAAAAUAAAUUUAAUGUUGAAGACGACCUUUUUGUCACGCUUCAUUGUGGCAUUUCCUUUAAUCAAAGAAAAAUAUUGAAGAAGGAAUUUAUUCAGAGAGGAAUUGAUUGUUUUGCGCCUACUUCCAAAUUGAUGGAGAUCAAACACGAAAUGGCAAAACAACUGAAGGUUAAAAUAUAUAGAGAAUGGACUUCACCAUCACUAUUAUGUUUAAAUGUUGAGGAAUUAAUAAAAAUAAGAAUCCAAUCAUUGCUUAAAAAUGGUAAAUUCUAUGUUCAAAAAAUUUCAUUAAAAUUUUUUAUUAAGGGUUGCUAG
This is a messenger RNA of Meloidogyne enterolobii, 774 nucleotides long. NCBI's taxonomy places the organism in Eukaryota, Metazoa, Nematoda, Chromadorea, Rhabditida, Meloidogynidae. The record is from the annotation of a GenBank genome assembly.